CAGGCCUGGGUUGCCAUGGAUACCGUGUCCCUGGAGCAUCAGAUCCAGAGCGUGCAACGCCACAUCAGCUUCCUGAAAAAAGAACAGAUGGCCCUGCUGCGAGACCUGCACCUGGAAAUCCUGAGGCUGCAGAAACGCUGCUCAGAACUGACCCAUGACCUGGAAAUGAAAGAGGCCCAAUCUCACCAACAAGAGUUGGCGUCCCGGGAGCUGGAGAGCAAGUGCCGCGAGCUGGAGUCACAGCUGGCGGCGCGGGUGGCGGCCAACGCGGAGCUGCGGCGGGAAGUGGCGCAGCGCGAGGCGCUGGUGUCGGCGCUGCGCUGCAGCCUGCGCGCCGAGGAGCGCCACUUCCUGGAGGAGCUGCGUCGCCGCAGCCACCGAGCCACCGUGCUGGGCACUGAGCUGCAGAAGCACACCGAGGCGGCCGCCUACCUCUCCUACCAGCUGCACGCGGCGCGCCAGAAACUGCAGACUCCGCGCCCAGGCCCCGGCGCCGCCGCCGCCGCCCCCGAGCCCCGGAUCCGCCGGCGCGCACAGCGGGCCCGCCGCCCGCCCGCAGCCGAGGCCGCCGCCAAGGGCCCCGGCCGGGACUGGGCCGCCCGGGAGCGCUCGGCCGGCGCCCCGGACGACGCCGAUGCCAUGCCAGACCCCGCGCUCUUCCUCUACGCCCGGAGGCCCCCGCGGCCCAGUGGCCGCAGCCCGCGCCAGCCGCCUCCCCAGGAGCCCCCUGACCAAGCCACCCGGCCGGCCGCGCCCAGCCCGCCCAGUGCGCCGGCGGACCCGGAGUAAGCGCGGGGCCGGCUGGGAGGGGCGGGGCGGGGAGCGGGGGAAGGCGGGCCCGGGGCCCGACCAGGGACGCAGCUCUGGCCGCGCGGGCGGGUCCCAGGGGCUGAGGCAGCCGGUCCCUCCCCCAGGGAGCGGGCGGAGGCGGCCCCUGCUCCCCGCCCCUUCGCCCCUCCCAGCCGCCCCCGCCUUUUGUAUUUGCCAACAACGCCGAAGCUUUGAGCUCUCCCCUCCCGCCGGGGACCUCCUCCGCGGGGCCCAGCGAAUGCAUCCUUUUUCUAGGAGAGGACUCACAGUACCGAUCUUUAUCUGGUCCCCACCCUGCCACUGGGAGGGGAAGGGGAAGGGGCGGGGGUCACGCCCUGCCCCGGGAAAGCUGACAAUCAUUUGGCGGGAGGGGGAAGACUGGGCGGCCUACGGAAAGGAACCAGAGUGGCCCUUAGCAUCCUUAGGCCUUCCAGCUCCCCGCUGCGGCCUCCCCCAGCCCCCCACGGCUGCCCUUCCCGCCGAGCCUUCCUCCAAGGGGAAGUUCGGGGUGAGGUCUAGAGGCUGGACCUUCACCUUGGAAGCCGCUUCUCCUACCCCCUACCCUGUUGAUAGGUCCUUACAGGUGAGCACGGAACACUUUAGAAGUUGCCUCCUCCAGAGCCUCUGAUGGGGAAAGUGUGGACUUAUUGAAGUUUGAACUUCUGGAAAUUAGCACCCAUAGACCCUUAGAGAAGAUUACAGCGUGGGUUUGGUGGCAGAUCCUGGGCUAGAGCUGUCUCCAGCUCAGUUCUGCCCCAGGAUGCCGACCUAGGUAUUGACUCGGGACACGCCAGAGUCGGGCUGCCCCAUCAGGCUUAUGGAAGGGUUAGAAAGUGCUUUCAGGAGGUAGCUGGGAACCUGAAGGCUGCCCUGGGAGUUUUCCUAGUCCUGUUUAUUGGUGCUAAUUUUGCCCAGCUUCCUCAUUAGCUGGCUGCACCCAGAGGCAGGAAGAAGGGCCCGGCUUCUCGGAAGUGGCAGCUGUUGAGAGAGGUUUGGGUUUGCUGGGGGGAGGGGGGGAGGGAGUGGACAGGUGAGGCCCCAGCCUGGCCCUCUCCAGGAAUGCCCCCAAUCCUAUCAGACCUGACAGUGGUGGGGUGCUUCGUGCCCUCUCUCUAGGUUGGGGAGUGGCAAAAGGAAAGAAUACGGCCCACCUCCUAACGCGUUUCUCCCCAUCUCCCCUUCACGACCAAAGGCAGGAAGUGAAGCUCCAGUCCAGUUCAUUGCCCCCACCCAGUCCAGCCUGGAAAGAAAGACAGAUCCCUAGAACCCUGUCCUCUCAUGCCAUCCCUCCUCUGUUGGUCCUGCAUCAAGUCCUAAGUGCCUGUGAUGUCUUCCAGGGGCUGCCGUGGGAGGACGUGGGGCAGGGAGAGUCCUUUAUCUCACUCACAAGCACCCAUCCUGGCAGGUCCUGACCUGGUUGGGGCUGAGCCUUCUGUUUGUCACCCAGGGGUCUGGGAGGUCCCUAGGGUGAUGAACCCUUUUUCCGUCACGGCCCCAUGAAGAAGAGGGGGAAAGAACCCCAAUUAUACCCUCUUUCACGGUAUAUGUUAGAGGGAGCAGGACACCCGUGAGCUCACACAUACGCAGCCCCCUCCCAGCUCAGGACUGCUGAGACCACUGAGCAAUAACCAGGCCUGGUCUAGGUGUCCGCCACCGAGGCACCCUCGGAACGGACCGUGCUGUCCAGUCUCAGGGGCCACAGCAGUGGCCUAGGGUCCUUGCUUUGCCUGCUCCCACCUCUCCCCUCCCCAGUCUCUGUGGCUGUGCCUCUACCCUCUGUGUCCCCUCAAGGGUGGGCGACCCACCGUACCCCCUCGACCCGUUGCCUUUCCUUUCAGAGCAGGUGUGAGUGAGGAGGCCUGUCUCUGCUCUCGGCUGCUCUCACCUGACGGGGCCCAGAGGAUCCUGGGCAGGAGGGAAAGGGGGUCUUUCUGGAGGCAGCCUCAUCUUCCACAAUCAAACUUUUGGGGUGAACCGGGUGACUUUGUGACACCAAUUCUUCUACAGAGAUGGUGAAGUACUUUACCCACCCGCUCACCCACUAAAAGCCAUAGCUACGCCCACCUGGCCUCCCCCGGCUCUAUAGCAAUAGCCCUCUUCCUCCUUCCCUCCUGUGUACCCGAGCUGUCUGGCUGGGGGCCCCCAAAACCCCUACCGCACGGAUCCUCCCGUGGCCUGCCUGCCUCUCCCCAAGUGACCCCAUCAGCACCUCCCACCUCCUGUCCCUCUUCCAGCAAUCAGAGAUGAUGACUCUUAAUUGUGAGGUACUUGGAGGUACCCCACAUGAAGGUCCAGCGUGCUGGGGCGGCUGACUCGCUGACUCCCAGCUGAGGUGUCGGCGAGCUGGGGCAGGGGCCAAGGCAAAUACAGGGUUCAGAUUUUAUGAGAAAUUCCCGUUCCCUCUCCCUCUCCUGGAAAUAAUGGACAGAGGCUUCCUGCCUCUCUCCUGCACCUGGGUUUGGAACAGAACCCUCAGGGCAGCAGAAUAAGACUGGGAGCCAGUGGCCUGCCCUUGGCCUCAGCGGUCAGAAACUCCUCAGCCUUGCCCUCAGCUUCUGGCCCUCCCCUUCUCCUAGCCUGGGGGACCCGCCCUGCCAAGGGAAAGACGCCCUCCCUUGAGCCCCUAAAAAGUUUGGCUGGCUAGAAGGGAAACGAUUGUUUCCUUCCCUCUCCCUGUCCUCCACCUCUCCCCUCUUCUCUGCUGCAUGAAUCCCCAUUGGGGGAGGACUGUGUUGACACGGACACUCAGGGGCCCUAGCUGGAACCAGGAGCUGCAGGUGGGGACCCCUCCCCGUUCUGGAAGCCAAUCAGGGACCUGUGGGCAAUACAGCAUGAGGCUUUGUACCCCUGCCCCUCAAUAUCCCACCCACAGCAGCCUGCAGUUUGGGGGGCCAGGCCAGGGCUGAAAUGGGGUAGCCCUUCCCCAAACAAGCAGCACAAUAGAGGUCUCCCUGAUGGAGAGGAAGGAGGCCGAGAGGGUGUGGAGGAGCAUCUCCUCAUCACGGAGAGCCAGGGAUCUCUAAGCACCCUCUCGCUGAGGUGCCAGCCUUGAAUGGGGGACGCGCGAGGCUUCAGAGCCACCUGGCAG
Molecule: messenger RNA, 3898 nt
Organism: Aethalodelphis obliquidens (Pacific white-sided dolphin)
Lineage: Eukaryota; Metazoa; Chordata; Mammalia; Artiodactyla; Delphinidae
Gene: CCDC92B
Product: coiled-coil domain containing 92B
Exons: 3
Coding region: 16-789 (257 amino acids)
Source: RefSeq, a predicted model, not a curated record